AUGUCGACCCCAGCUUUGACGCGGCCGCGCCGCCUGGCCAAUCACCCAUACGCGACCCCACCUACCUCAUCCUCCGAGACCGAGCUGGACUCGCCUGUCGACUAUCCCGUCUCUCCUACCGAUCCUACCAUGGACCACGUCCUCGUCCACUCCGAGUCCCUAGACUCCGCCGGAGCCGGUGCCGGGAUUGGCGGAGAAGGAGAGGGUGUGAGUAGGGCACCGUCCAACUCUAGCUUUUUCAAUAACGUCUUCCUCGAUACCCCGGAUAAGCAAAUGACUCGCCCGCUCAAGGUGAAGAAGAGGGCUAUGGAUAGGGCUGCGCCUGUCGGACCAACUAGGAUGAGACGUCGAUCCACGCACUCCCUCCCUCGCUCUCCCGUCUCCCCGACCUACCCCUCCACUCUUCCUCACCGCUCCUCCGGCCUCCUCAGCGCAAUCAACCACUCCAACCUGGCCCGGGACAAUUCGACCGCCUCAUCGGCGCACCGAGCCAUCACGCAGAGCUUCUACGCCCUCUCCCCUGCUCUGAGCACCUCCCCACUCCCUCCUGUCCCGCUCAUCACCCAUUCAUCCGCCACUCCUUCCCCUCCCUCGUCUCGCUCCUCAUCAGCCAGCUCGGCGAUCCAUCUUGGAUUGGGCCGGUUCGCCGCGUUCGACCCGUCCGUCCUUCCCGGUCCGUCCCCGCCGACAUCGCCCGCUCUCACCCCUGGAUCUGGCGCAUUCACCCCUCCCCCGCGCCAUCCCGGCGCAUCGGCGAGCGUAUGCGCCGGAGCAUCCAAGCCCCUCCCCGCUUCACCUAUCACUCCCACUCGGGCACCCUCGAAAGCUGCCAAACUGCUCGGAACAGACGUACCCCCGCUCCCCCUCCCGCUCAAGCAUCACCCGCACUCGCGCUCCCUCUCCGACCGCCUCCGCUCCGCCGCCCCCUCCACGCGCGCCAAGAAACCACAGCACUUCCGUCCCCUCCCAAACUCCACCCUGGUCGAUAUCCAGCGUUUCUUCGGGGACGUGCCGAAACCCUCAGCGAAGCCGCCUGUCCGGAAAGGCAUACUCAAGACGCACGGGGCAAGGGCCAAGGUCACUGCUGCGUCGAUGGCUUUGCGGGACGAGGAUAAGGCGGUUCCGCUUGCUGGCAAAGGGGACGGGCACCAAGAUGGAGAAGGAAGGAUGUGGUUGGACGUGGAGGAAGAACAAGAGUUUGCGUGGUUGAUGUCUGAUCUGACGUCGGAGUUGACCCCCGGACAGCGGGCGAGGGUGGAGCGUGCGGCUGGGCUGGGGAGGGAGGUGAUCGGGGAAGAAGAGUGGGGGAUGGAGGAGUUCACGAGUGUGCUGGGGAUGAAGAAGGCGGGUUUGGAUUCGCCCCGGAAAUCCCCAGCGGAGAGGAAGAAGGACAAGGGAGGGACAAAGGUGUUUGAGAGUUUCCUCGAUCUCGGACUGGAGGAUGAGCCUGUAUCGGAGAUAGCGAAGAGCCCGGCGGAGAAGGAGGCGCCAGUGGACGCCCAGCCAAAGAUGGGCAAUCGAAGCAUCUCCAAUCCCGUCCUCCUCUCUCCCUCGUCCCUCCACCCCGGUACCGGUAGACCUACCGCCGGUCUCGCAGCCCGAUCGGUAUCCACCCCUGCCCGACCUCCUCGGCCUCCUGCACCGACCGCCGUUCCUCCUAUCCGUCCCUCCACCCCGCCCCGCCCACUCCGACCUGCCCCAUCCGGAGUCGGUGUCGGGUCUACCUCGCCUCAACGCCCCAAACAUCGUCCCCCACCUCUGGACCUCGCACACCUUCCCCCGACCCGCGGUCUCCCCAUCGCCAUCGCCGUCGCCAUCAAUAUCCCUGGCCCCGGUGCCCGCCCGCUCUCCCUCGAACCUGCGCCUACACCACGUACAGCCACCCACUCCAAGUCUCGGUCGGUGGAUAGCCCAGUACUCCCCGUGCUGGUCAGGCCGGUACCUACCGAUAUCCCCGGCUCGGCGGGGGAGAUGGUAUUCCCAAGUCCGUUGUUUGUCAGCUAUGGCCAGCGGGCGCCAGGACAGGGGAGAGCGGAGAUGGCAGGGAGGGUGAUCAUCAAUCACCCGUCUGGCGUUCCCAGACCUCCCACGACGCCGUUCAAGCACCCUCGGCGAGCGCCUAUACCCGGCGCGGGCGGUAGCGGUGCAGUACCGCCCGUUCCUUCCCUGUACUUCUCCUCACCUCACCGAAGCGCCUCAGUCUCAACUACUAGCAUGGGUCCGGGGACAGUGGAAAGGAUCGAGAGGCCUCAGUGGGGCAAGACGGAGCGCGAGCGCAUGAUGGAUUUGAAGGGUAUGAUGGAUAGUGCUCCACCCGGACAGGGUGGGAGGGGGGGACGAGGCGCAGGGUAUGCGGACGAAGGAGUGAGCUACUUUGAGCCGCCGUCCCCGACUGGACCGGGUGGGCGGUUGGGGGCCAAGGCGAAAGCGGGCGGGGCGUGGUUCAAGAAGGUAGUGAGGUUGUAG
This is a messenger RNA of Dioszegia hungarica, 2466 nucleotides long. RefSeq lists its product as uncharacterized. Lineage: Eukaryota; Fungi; Basidiomycota; Tremellomycetes; Tremellales; Bulleribasidiaceae. The transcript has 2 exons. The record is from RefSeq and is a predicted model, not a curated record. The coding region runs from base 1 to 2466 and encodes 821 amino acids.